Suillus paluster is the source of this 699-nucleotide messenger RNA. RefSeq lists its product as uncharacterized. The transcript has 3 exons. The record is from RefSeq and is a predicted model, not a curated record. The coding region runs from base 134 to 622 and encodes 162 amino acids. Lineage: Eukaryota; Fungi; Basidiomycota; Agaricomycetes; Boletales; Suillaceae.
AGGAAAGUUUGUACCCGUGCCUUCCUAAAAUGCAUCCACCAUACACUUGGCGCCAAACACCAGACCCCCAGCUCACUCUGACACUCACUUCUAGGAUGAAAAUAAUGAGAGAUCCAGCCUGAGCAGCUCGCUAAUGAAAAGUGUUAUCCUCCUCCAGAUUCCUACCACCCUCCUUGCAAUGGUGGGUAUUCAGUCAGUUGUUUUUUGGCGAAGGCUUCUAAUCCAAACAAACACUCUUCAUUCUGUCAUAUUUGAUACCGCGUUGGCACCCAACGACUUUCAAUCUACGAUCAACACGAUACUCGGACCAUUGAAAGCAUUCAAUGCCAUUGCUAAUGGACUUGCAGAUGUACGGGCGUCUAACUCUAACUAUCAUUCUAGAUGUCCUCUCUGUGUAAUGAUUACACCAUCAUCAUCAUUUGAAGGCCCUUAUAAGUUGUGCGGGCUUUGCAUGAUGGUAUGCAUCUCACUUACCUUUCAAUUGCUCGUUCUCUUUUCUUCUGCACUCUCAUCACGAUUCGUGUGUUGCUCUCCGCCUUUUGCUCACCCACCAAGCUCUCAUCCUAUUCAAACUCUAUCAUUACAGCCCUCGAGCUCAAAACACUCAUUAAUUUUUGUCUAAAAUAACAACAACGGUGUCUAGAUAAUGAUUGUUUAUUUCAAGUCAUAGUUAUGUCUGAAUACAACUUGCAAUUGUCC